Amyelois transitella is the source of this 3407-nucleotide messenger RNA. It is a transcript of the gene Vps11, whose product is annotated as vacuolar protein sorting-associated protein 11 homolog. Gene Ontology annotation, biological process: vacuole organization; endosome organization; vesicle-mediated transport. The transcript is spliced from 19 exons. The record is from RefSeq and is a predicted model, not a curated record. Gene Ontology annotation, cellular component: HOPS complex; endosome. Gene Ontology annotation, molecular function: protein binding; protein-macromolecule adaptor activity. Lineage: Eukaryota; Metazoa; Arthropoda; Insecta; Lepidoptera; Pyralidae. The coding region runs from base 160 to 3321 and encodes 1053 amino acids.
GUUGAGAAAGACAAUGCGAAUUGUUUUCUUUCUUGCAGCUGAAAAUACAUUUUGAGGUUCUUUAUAAAUUGUUAUUGUUAUAAUUCUGUGCAGUUUACGGAUUAUUGCGAAAAUAAUAUUUAUACAAUGACCGCUGAUUAAACGAAGAAACACAUUAUAAUGGCGUUUUUGGAGUGGCGAAAGUUUACUUUCUUUGAUAUCCACAAUAACGUCGACAGCGGCAAAGUAGCAGAAUGUCUUCAGGACACACAUGUGACUGUAUCGACAAGUGGCAACGGCCAUGUAAUACUGGGUGAUGUGACAGGUUGGGCGCACCUUAUAACUCGCUGUUGGGAAGUCACCUCGUUCAAGGCUUAUGAGCUGACUAUAUCAUUAGCCCAGCAACUUCCACAUGAUCCUUUUUUGGUGACAAUCGGUGAUGACGAGGCUGGAGUUAACCCUAUGAUCAAAGUAUGGGACUGGUCCCGCACAGAUCGCCAUGGCAACCCCAAAUGUGUGCGUGUCUGCCGGGUAGUGCCCUCACACAUGCACCCUACACCCGCCACUGCAUUGGCUGUUCAUGAAAAUAAGAAUCUUAUAGCAGUUGGAUUUCAAGACGGGUCCGUGUCUAUAUUUCGCGGGAACAUAGCGAGGCAGCGGAGUGCAGAAAUGAAAACCUUGCCUGACACUGGGAGCAGUCAGAUAACUGGACUUGCAUUCAAGGGCGCGGACAAGCUGUUCAUAGUGUCCCGGGGCAGCGUGCGCGCGCAGUCGCUGGGCGCGGAGCGCGGCGUGACGCUGGAGGCGCGCGGCGCGCCGCCGCACUGCUGCGCGCUCGCCGACUCGCACGGCCUCACCGUCGCCAUAGACAACGCAAUUUAUUGUUAUACCGCUGAAGGAAGAGGCCCUUGCUACGCUCUAGAAGGCGAGAAGGUCCGCUUAAACUGGUUCCGUUCCUACCUCGUCAUAACUAUCAACGAGACUGCACCAAGAUCUAAUGAGCCCUCGAGUUCUAAUGCUAAAUCUCAUAGAAUCACAAUACUCGAUAUACAAAACAAAUUCAUAGUUUUCUCCAAAACUUUCGACCAAAUCGACGCGGUUUUGACAGAAUGGGGCUCUUUUUAUAUACUCACUAAGAAUAAAGAAAUGAUUUAUUUGGAGGAGAAGGAUUUGCAGUCGAAAUUGUCCUUGUUGUUCAAGAAGAAUUUGUAUGACGUCGCUAUAAGGAUAGCGAGCAGUCAGCAUUACGAUGUGGAAGGGUUCACGGAGAUCAAUAAGCAGUAUGGUGAUCAUUUGUAUAGCAAGGGCGAUCUCAAAAGCGCAAUAGAGCAAUACAUUAAAACUAUAGGUCGUCUAGAGACCUCUUAUGUCAUCCGCAAAUACCUAGAAGCCAGGGACCUAGAGCCCUUGGUCCUCUACCUGGAAGAGUUGCACAAGAAGGGGUAUGCGACGGAAGACCAUACGACUUUACUACUGACAUGCUAUGUGAAGAUAGACCAGCACGAUCAGCAAGGGAAACUGAAAGAGUUCAUUAAUUCUAAGGAUAGAGCUAUUGACUUCGAUGUAGAUGUGGCUAUCAAGGUAGUCCGUCAAGUGAGCGUGGACGAUGCACUGUCUCUAGCCACGAACAACAAACGUCACGACUGGUACCUCCAGAUUAUGAUAGAGGACAAGAAGGACUACAGCCGAGCCCUGGACUACAUGGUCGAACUAGAGUUUGAGGACGCUGAGACGUACAUGAAGAAGUACGGCCACACGUUGAUACAGCACGAGCCGGUUGAGAGUACCAAGUUCUUGAAAUUACUAUGCACAGACUACAAACCACGUAGCAAGCCUUUGGUCGACGAGAAUUCCCUAUCAGGCGGGCAGAGAGAAAUUAACCGAGCCUUACCAGACGACUUCAUACACAUGUUUCUCAGUAACUCCGAGAAACUAGUGGAUUUUCUCGAGCACAUGAUAGCUUCGGAGUUCAGAUGCUCAAAGUUGGUGUACAACGCGCUGAUAGAACAUUAUAUACAUGUGUGGGGCAAAGUUACUGAGAACGAGAAGUUGGAGUACGAGCAGAAAGUGUUGAAAGUUCUCAAAGACCCCGAAGCCAACUACGAUAAAGAUCAUACACUUAUCAUCUGCCAGAUGCUGGGCUUCAAGGCGGGCAUACUGUAUCUUUAUGAGGAGAAUAAGCUAUGGCGAGCGCAAGUGGCCCUCCAUCUGCGAAGUAACAACGCGGAGGCGGCCCUGGCUGUGUGUCGUCGGCGAGGCGCUGGUUGCCCGCGACUUUGGCUAGACGUGCUGUGGUGGCCGCCGCCGCCCGCCGCGCUGCCGGAACUGUUGAACGUUAUCGACAACGAAAAGCUGCUCUCGCCGAUCCUGGUCAUAGACUGUCUGGCUAGCACGCCCACCUACACUCUCGGAGACGUCAGAAAAUACUUGAUGAGCGUCUUAAAAAGCGAGAAUGACGUCAUCACGCGCGAACAAGAACUCGCGCAGAAAUACAAAACGGAGAGUGAGAGGAUGAAGCAGGAGAUCCAGACGUUGCAGCACGAGCCCGUCACCUUCCAGAGUUCCCGCUGCGCCGCGUGCAACAGGCCGCUAGAGCUGCCCACUGUGCACUUCUUCUGCCAGCAUUCCUACCACCAGCACUGUUUCCAGAGUUUCUCGGAGUGCGAGAGCGAGUGCCCCGCGUGCGCGCCGUCCCGCGGCCGCGGCGAGCAGCCGCCGCCCGCGCGGGCGGAGGCUCUGCACGCGAGACUACACAACGAUCACGACCCCUAUGCAGUAGUAUCCGAAUACUAUGGUCGGGGUCUAUUCAACAAGCUGACGUUAGUGUCGAGUGUCGCGCCCGAGCCUGCGCCGGCGCAGCCCCCGCCGCCGCCCGCGCUGGCGGCGCCGCCCGGCAGGACGUACGGCCCGGGGGCGGAGGCUAACAUACGGCUACAGGAGGGACAGAGCACGCAAGUGUUCGUCUCCAACUCGGCACGACAAGUCGUUCCCAAAGGGACAGCAAUAGUUCCGAUUCCUGAAGGUCGAAUGAGGGUCAUAGAACAACAACGAUACAGCUCCAGCCUCGAGGCCAAUCUAAACACGCUGCAGCCGCGGGUGCACCUGCCCCAGAGGUCACAGGGUCAAGGUCAACAGCAGAUUAAGAUUGAAGAAGCGGUCAGCGCCGGCGGCUCGCCCAAGAUAUCCGCCGCCAUCAACAAUGUCGGCAAAAAUCCUUUCGAAGAGGAAUACGAUGAGUCCAAGAAUCCGUUCGCGGAAGACGAUGACGUCAUCACGGACCCCACCAACCCGUUCGCGGAGGAGGCUGACGAUUACGACAAGAAUUUGAAUCCUUUCUCGUGAACUGAUGAUACGAAGAAUAUGAAUCCUAUUUCGUGGACUGAUAAUGUGUGAGUGAUGAAUAAGUGCCCUCCUGAACGCUGUGAAAU